AUGGAAGAAUCUGAUGUAAUGAAACAGCCACAAUGGCCACGGCAAUUUCAGGUGAGAGAUUAUGUGUACUCUCAUACACAACCGCAGUGGUUUUCAAAUGAAGACCCAGUAGUGUUUAGAUGUCCUUUGGCCCCUAGUCGUACAUGCGCUUCUUGUUCUCAGCCUAAAGAAAAUUGCAAAUGUAGAUUUUGUUUCUCUUGUAAUAAAGUUGUGGGUCAGCGACAGUCAACAAGACAUCAUUGCAGGAAGUGUUGGCGUGCUUUUUGUUCAGACUGCUGGACAAGAGAAUGCUAUGUACAUAUGCUGGGUAAACCCGUAAAAGUUUGCGAUAAUUGCGCUGCUCCUCGUGCCAUAUCAUUUAUUGGUAAAAAUAAGGGAAAUAAUAUCAUGUGGGGUAUAUAUAUAUUGCAAAGAGCUGCAGAUUUGCCUAGGGUUUGUAUAACACCAUCUUGCUCUUCAUACACCUAUGGAGCCACAUGUCGCAAAUGUGGCCUUCCUACGGUAUCAACAAAACCGCACGAAAAACGAAGUAUUUAUAUAAGUAAGAUUGGUGCAAUGGAUGCAGAAAUGGUAGUGAAGUAUUUGGAAGAAAAGGAAUCCUCAUCACGUACAUCUAAAGUCAAUUUAUAUACAGAAGAUGAUGUGGAAAGGUCAUUCCGAUCGUGUUUUCCAAGAUUUCAGGAAUUAGAUGCCUUUCAGACAAUAGUUUCUUCUCAGGAAGCACAAGAUAUGUUACUCUCUAUAGUCUCCGCAACAGUCUCCUAUGAGUAUAGAAUAGCCCCUAAUCUUGCAUUAUCUCUCUCUGAUGUUCCUUACUCAGGUCUUCUUAAAAUAAUUCGUUCUACACCACGGUUUUCUGUGUUUGAAGCACCUGGAAAAGUUAGGUUUAUAUCAUUUCCAGGAACACAUGAUUAUCGUACAUUAACUGUAUCUAUGAGUUGGAGUCGGGUUGUGAAACAAAUAACCCCUCAUUUUGUUCACGGUUCUGUUGAGAGUUAUGUUUGGACUACUAUUUCUGAUGCUGCCCCUUCAGCUGAAGUUACUAGUGAUAAUAAUGAUUCUUUACUUGAUGAAUUUCAUAAGAGGUUGGAGUUUUCUCUACAUGCAGGUUUUGCCCGGGAAGCUGAUGAGUGUAUGUCACAUAUUAAAAUGCUAGAAUAUGAUUUUCUCCAGGAUGGGUAUCGUUUAGUUAUCUCAGGACAUUCUUUAGGAGGUGCUGUAGCACAGAUUGUAGCCCUUCGCUUACUCAUGGAAAACCCACAAUUGUUUAAAAACAAAUUGAGGUGUGUUUCAUUUGGUUCCCCAUUAGUAGGAAACUAUCAGUUGGCACAGUUUGUGGAGCAAAAUGGAUGGAAAUCAAACUUUCACCACAUUGUAUAUCGAUCCGAUGUAAUUCCACGCAUUUUUUGUGCAGACCAGAUGACUCAUGAUUUAACUGAACAACUUGUGCAACAUUUCAAUACGCUGCAGACUUCAUUGAAACAAUGGAUAUCUUCCUUUUCAGGUUCAAAUAAGAAAGAAAAUCCAACUGAAAUGAUGGGAAAAAUUGAUUGCAGUAUUAGAGAAAGUGAAGAUCCCCUAGAAGAGGAAAUGACGCCGGUAUCCGCUAACGAACAUCGUAAACAUCGUAUGUUUGCAUGUUUUGGACAUUACCACUUUCUCAACUUCCAUGGUGUUAAUUACUCUUCAACAAAUGAUUCCGAAACGGCCUUCCACACUCUGAAAGAAGGAGGUGGAAAUGGAAUGAAUAUGGGGGAUCACUUUCUGUCAUCUUAUAAUAGAGCAGUUAUGCUUCACUUGUAUACAAAAUGA
This is a messenger RNA of Trypanosoma theileri, 1812 nucleotides long. RefSeq names its product putative class 3 lipase. NCBI's taxonomy places the organism in Eukaryota, Euglenozoa, Kinetoplastea, Trypanosomatida, Trypanosomatidae. The transcript has a single exon. Bases 1 to 1812 code for a protein of 603 amino acids. The record is from RefSeq and is a predicted model, not a curated record. Gene Ontology annotation, biological process: lipid metabolic process.